GUGCGCAUGCGUCGAAGACGGAAUUUGAAAAAAGAGUUCUCGCAGCAAGACGCAGAAUUCAGAAUCAUCAAAUUUGGGAACUGAUUUUGUUUUUAUUGGCUCAUUGUUUGCUGUUUCAGGUUAUCGCCAUGGCUAGUGUUUUGGAGGAUCCCACCUUGGAGAGAAACUACAAAGGUCAUAGAGACACCAUAACAUGUGUGGACUUCAACCCAAACAUGAAGCAGCUCGCCUCUGGGGCCAUGGACUCGUGUCUUAUGGUGUGGAACUUCAAGGCUCAGAUGAGGGCUUUCAGGUUUGUGGGUCACAAGGAUGCUGUCCUCUCUGUCAAUUUCUCUCCGUCAGGGCAUCUUGUAGCAUCCUCGUCAAGAGAUAAAACAGUCAGACUUUGGAUUCCUAGUGUGAAAGGAGAAUCUACUGUUUAUAAAGCUCACACAGCCACGGUCCGCAGUGUCCAGUUCUCUAAUGAUGGUCAGCAUCUACUCACUGCUUCAGAUGAUAAGACAGUCAAGGUGUGGACAGUUCACAGACAGAGGUUCCAGUUCUCCCUGACUCAGCAUAGUAACUGGGUGCGAUGUGCCAAGUGGUCACCAGAUGGUCGACUGAUAGUAUCUUGCAGUGAUGAUAAGACAGUCAAGGUGUGGGAUAGGACCAGCAAGGAAUGCAUACAUACAUUCUUUGAACAUGGAGGGUUUGCUCAUUCAGUAGCAUUUCAUCCCAGUGGCACUUGUAUCGCUGCAGCCGGUACAGAUAAUACAGUCAAGGUGUGGGACAUCAGAAUGAACAAAUUAUUACAGCAUUACCAAGCACACAGUGGAGCAGUGAAUAGCCUGUCUUUCCAUCCGAGUGGGAACUACCUGAUCAGUGCUUCCAACGACUCUACACUCAAGAUUCUUGAUCUCCUGGAAGGUCGUCUCUUUUACACCCUUCACGGCCAUCAGGGACCAGUAACAGCUGUAGGCUUUUCAAGAAAUGGAGAGCACUUUGCAUCCGGAGGAGGAGAUGAACAGGUUUUAGUAUGGAAGACCAACUUUGACAAGAUCGACUACAACGAGGUACUCCAGAGCCACCGAGCACGCUCCCAGACCCAGCCACCCCCACAUAUACACGAUAUCCAUCCCAGGUCUCCUCACCACCAGCACCAGCACCAUGGUGGUGGGGCAACCCGUCAGACUACCGGUAGUACCGACAUUAAUGCCCAGUCGGAGCUGAGAAACACUGUGACUGCCCCACCAGACGUCAUGAACCUAGGCCCGGCACUCUUUUCACAGAAUGGGGCGAUGGGACAGUCCAGCAGUCGAGCCGCUCCGUCUGGACUCCAUGAACUUAAUAUCACUUCCAGCGACCAUGAGAGGCGAGGUAUGGUGAAUGGGAUGGGGGCAACAUCACACCUCUCCUCUCCUCCAUCCACGGUACCCUUGGAGGUGAAGGAGAUCCCUCCAGGGCUGGCCCAAACUCUGGAGAACAUGGUGGGCCAAUUGGAUGUACUCACACAGACUGUAAACAUUCUUGAACAGAGAUUAACGAUGACUGAAAACAAGCUACGUGAAGUCCUUGAUAACCAGCAGAAGAUCACGCUACAAGUCAGACCAACCUAAUGAGAUCUUCUUUCAUAAAAGGAUGCAUUCUUAUCACCAAGCUUGGGUUACAAGAGUGGUGAGAAGAGGACUGUAGGGUGUGGCAAGUGUCUCAAGGCUGACCUUUUUUCAGAGUUCCCCGCUCUCCUAGAAAAAGGGAAAUCUAGAAAAAGAGUUCUCUGUUUUCAUUGAGGGAAGAUUCCAAUAAUUUGAAGGAAAAAACUCUCCAAAAAAAGGACAAAAUCAGGGAAUUUCAAUGGCCCCCAAAGAAGUUGGUCAGCCUAGUAUACAUUGUCUUGUGUACCAACUGUCUAUCUAUCAAAUGACCGGCUACGGUGGAAUUUUAGUUUUUAAUGUGGCUACCAUAAUGAUCCUGAAAUUGAAUCUCCAUCAAAGAAAAAUCAUGAUAGUUUGUAUUCAUGAAAUGCUGGGGACUUCUGAUCGUGUUAAACAUAGAGCACCUAUUAGACAUGUGAGCCACAUAACUCUGUUCACCUGAAAAGAAAAUCAACAUCUAUAUUCCUGUGGAAAAGAAAAGCCAUCUC
Molecule: messenger RNA, 2119 nt
Organism: Strongylocentrotus purpuratus (purple sea urchin)
Lineage: Eukaryota; Metazoa; Echinodermata; Echinoidea; Camarodonta; Strongylocentrotidae
Product: POC1 centriolar protein homolog A
Exons: 11
Coding region: 129-1595 (488 amino acids)
Biological process (GO): cilium assembly
Cellular component (GO): centriole; ciliary basal body
Molecular function (GO): protein binding
Source: RefSeq, a predicted model, not a curated record